Entelurus aequoreus (snake pipefish) is the source of this 3621-nucleotide messenger RNA. Its product is annotated as stromelysin-3-like. Gene Ontology annotation, molecular function: zinc ion binding; metalloendopeptidase activity. The coding region runs from base 162 to 1496 and encodes 444 amino acids. The record is from RefSeq and is a predicted model, not a curated record. Gene Ontology annotation, biological process: extracellular matrix organization; proteolysis; collagen catabolic process. Lineage: Eukaryota; Metazoa; Chordata; Actinopteri; Syngnathiformes; Syngnathidae. Gene Ontology annotation, cellular component: extracellular matrix. The transcript is spliced from 8 exons.
CCUGCGUGCUCGUGUGUGUCCUGGCUCUGCUCGCGCCCGCGUGCGCGCGCGCAGCUCCACGCCUGCGCGCGCCCCGCGGCUAUAAGCCGACGCCGCAGGUCCAUGCAGACAAGUUUCCUGACCCUAAGAAGAGAUCCAAACUUCCCCACCUUCGUGACAAGAUGGUGAAGGACGCGUCCAACAACACGUCCAACUUGUGGAGACGACCUCGCUGCGGCGUUCCAGACUAUCCAAACCACAGGGAGAUCCUUUACCCGGGUCAACACCGCCAGAGGCGCUUUGUCCUCUACGGAGGACGGCUGGACAAGACGGACCUCACCUACAGGAUUGUGCGUUUCCCAUGGCAAAUGGGCGAGGAGAAGGUCCGUCGAGUGUUCCGGGAAGCUCUGAAGAUCUGGAGCGACGUGACGCCGCUCACCUUCACAGAGAUCCGCAGCGGGAAGGCCGACAUCCGUAUCGACUUCACCAGGUACUGGCACGGAGACAGCCUCCCCUUCGACGGCCCGGGUGGAAUACUGGCUCACGCCUUCUUCCCCAAAACGCACCGCGAAGGCGACAUGCAUUUCGACUACGACGAGUCGUGGACGCUCGGCAACCACAUGGGCACGGAUCUCCUCCAGGUGGCGGCUCACGAGUUUGGACACGUGUUGGGAUUGCUGCACUCCGAGGAGCCGGGCGCCAUCAUGUCCGCCUACUACUCCUUCUCCUACCCGCUCAUGCUGAGUGACGACGACAAGCGAGGCAUCCAGUACCUCUAUGGCACUCUUCCUAGAGUCCUUCCGCCACCACCUCCACCACCGCCAACGCCGCCUCCACCGCCACCUCCACCGCCUCCACCUCCGUCUCGGCCGCCUCCACCUCCGUCUCGGCCGCCGCCGUCUGACCACGAGACCAACGAGAUCGUCUCUCAUCCCGACGUCUGCCAGACGGACUUUGACGCCGCCUCCAUGAUUCGUGGCGAGCUCUUCUUCUUCAAGUCGGGCUACGUGUGGCGAAUCAGGGACGGACGUCUGGAAAACGGUUAUCCCGCGUUGGCGUCUCGCCACUGGAGGGGAAUUCCGGACAAUAUCGACGCCGCUUUUGAAGACAAGGCGGGAAAUAUUUGGUUCUUUCAAGGUGAGAGCUACUGGGUGUUUGAUGCGGAGAUGCAGGUUCGUGGGCCCGAGUCCAUCAGGAGGCUGGGUCUGUCAGUGCCAGGCAUCCAGGCGGCGCUGCGUUGGGGUCACGACUCCAACUACAACACCUACUUGUUCCGCUCGGGAAGCUACUGGCGCUUCAGUCCUCGCCAGAACCACUUGGACUCGACGUACCCACGCAGCAUGCGCGACUGGAGCGGCAUACCCGCUGACGUGGACGCCACCUUCAGGGAUGCUUACGGCUACGCCCACUUCAUCCGAGGACGCCAGUACUGGAAGUUCGACCCGGUGGCCAUGAACUCCCUGGAGGGCUACCCUCGCUACGUGGGCGUGGACUUUUUCGGAUGUCGAAACAUGUGAUGGUGCUGAACGGAAGCGGACCAGGACGCGUGAACUUGACCUCCUCCGUGUGUUGGAAAACCUUGGUACUCAAAUUUUGUUGUUUGUCGGGAAAACCAGCACGGACUUAGUCCAGGACUGGCCGGACAAGCCCGUCCAUCCUCAGGUGCUUCAGUCGGCCGACGUCACUCGGCGCGUCAAUGCUGUGAAGACGCUUCCUGGCGCCACUUACAGGUCAAGGUGGAUCAGCGUGAUGCCUUCAGGGACCUCCUUCAUCAAGACCAGGUGCUGCCACUCCGGCUCGUUAGUGCGGGUCACUGACGACUCUCCUUUUGCCAUCACGUUACUCUUUGAAGUUGCUAAAGCUGCGGCGCUUCACGGCUAGCUGGCCCGUUUGAAUGUCCCGCCCUCUUCCUGGUUUGAUCACUUAAGCUCCGCCCACUUAUACACGUGCAGUAUAAUAAUAAUGUUAUGUUGCUCUAUUAAAGGAAAACUGCACUUUUUUCACAUUUUAAACAUCGUCUACAAUCCUGAUGAGGCAAGAACACGUCUUUCACUUUAUUGUGCAUUCUAAAUAGUAAAAAACUGCACAUUUUUUACUUAAAACUACUUACAUUUUUUACAUUUUAAUUACAUUAAAUUAUAUGUCUUUCACUUUAUUGUGCAUUCUAAAUAGUAAAAAAAACCUGCAAAUUUUUUACUUAAAACUACUUAAAUUGUUUUAAUUUAAAUUAGAUUAAAUUACACGUCUUUCACUUUAUUGUGCAUUCUAAAUAGUAAAAAAACUGAUAAUUUUUUAUUUAAAACUACUUAAAUUUUUUAAAUUUAAAUUAGAUUAAAUUACACGUCUUUCGCUUAUUGUGCAUUGUGAAUAGUAAAAAGCUGCUUUUUUUUUUUAACUUAAAACUACUUCAAUUUGUUUCAUUUAAAUUAGAUUAAAUUACACGUCUUUCACUUUAUUGUGCAUUCUAAAUAGUAAAAAACUGCUAAUUUUUUUUUAACUUAAAACUACUUUUAAAAAUUAAAAUUUAAUUACACGUCUUUCACUUUAUUGUGCAUUUGAAAUUGUAAAAAAAUUCAAUUUUUUAAAACUUAAAAUUACUUAGAAAAAUAAAAAAUUCUAUUCAAUUACACGUCUUUCUCUGUGUUGUGCAUUCCAGAUAGUAAACAUCUGCUAUUUUUUUCCUGUCAAAACUGCUAUUUUUUUAACUUUAAAAAUGUAAAUAAAUUACACAUCUUUCACUUUAAUGUGCAUUCUAAAUAGUAAAAAACAGCUUUUUUUUUUUACCUUAAAAUUACUUUUAAAAUUUACAUUUAAAUUAAAUUACACAUAUUUCCCUUUUAAUGUGCAUUCUAAAUAGUAAAAAACAGGGGGUUUUUUACCUAUCAAAAUUUAAUUACACAUCUUUUACUGUACCGUGCAUUCUGAAUAGUAAAAAACUGCUAUUUUUUUUACUCAAAAUUACUUUAAAUUUUUAAAUUUUAAUUAAAUUAAAAUCAAUUAAAUUACACCUCUUUCACUUUAUUGUGCAUUCUGAAUAGUAAAAAAACAGAUUUUUUUUAAAACUUAAAAUUAAUUUAAAAAUUGUAAUUAAAUUAAAUUACACAUUUUUCAUUUUACUGUGCAUUCCAAAUCAUUAAGAACUGCUAUUUAUUUUUUACCUAAAAUUACUUUAAAAAUUGUAAUUCAAAUAAAUUAAAUUUCACGUCUUUCACUGUAUUGUGCAUUCCAAAUAGUAAAAAUCUGCUAGUUUUUUUCCUGUCAAAACUGGUAGUUUUUUACUUAAAAAAUGUAAUUAAAUUACACAUCUUUCACUUUAUUGUGCAUUUUAAAUAGUAAAAAACUGCAAAAAAAAUUUUUACCUAAAAUUACUUUGUACAAUCAACUUCAAUUUAAAUUAAUUAAAAAAAAAAAAAAUUACACAUCUUUCACUUUAUUGUGUAUUCUAAAUAGUAAAAAACUGCAAACGUUUUACUUUAAAAAAAAGUAAAACAUUUUAAAAUUGCAUUUUUUUACUUAAAACUACCUUUAAAAAAAUUCAUUUUAAUUAAAUUACCCGUCUUUCACUUUAAUGUGCAUUCUAAAUAGUAAAAAAAAUGCUUUUUUUAAAACUUAAAAUUACUUCAAAAAUUACAAUUAAAUUAC